AAGAAAGCGAGAGAGAGAGUGAGUGAGGGGAGUGGAAAGUGGGAGUGCUAAUGACUGAAAAACCCAGCCUCCAAGAGACAGAGGAGGGAGUCACUGUGAGCACCCUGACAUUCCCCACAAACAUUGCAGGGGAGAAAAGCCAGUGUUUGAUAUACAGCUGUGUGUAAGUGUAUCUGUGUGUUUGUGCACUAAACUCUCUCACACACACGCGCACACACAUUAUCUGAGCGUUUGGUACAGCUGCAGGACAGAGAGCUGCCCCUCCAGUGUUGAGAAGAAGACGAGAAGGACAACAACUGCCCUCAGAAGCUGCUGUGAUCUGUUUCUCGACCCAAGAGGAGAAGAAUUAGAAGAAGUGGAGGAAGAAAAGAGGCCAACAUGUCCAACACUCUGCUGAGGAGAAACUCCAGCAAACAGGGUCUGCAGAACCUGAUGAGGCUGACGGCUCAGAGGAGCAUUGAAGACGCAGAGGAGGUGGAGAGGGAGCGCCGUCGGAGAGCUCGAGAGUCUUUACAAAGGAGGAACAGCGGUUCAUCCCCUGGAGAGUCCUCACCAGAGAAUGAGAUGGCCACAGAUGAGAAUGUGUACAAUAGUGACUUUAAACCAAGCAGCUCUCCGUCUUUGGAUGAGGACGAAGGCUUCAGCGACUGGACUCAGCGCAGAGAGAGACAGAGGCAGCAGCGACUGCUGGAGCUCUGUCAGGGAGGUGAAGCGGACGAGGAUGAGGACGAGGGGACAAUUAACAAAGCUGCACCUGUCAAGAUGGUCCGGGCCUCUGUCACAUCCUUCAGCCGAAUCCAGCAACAGGAGCAGGAAGAGACAGACAGGGCCAGGAUGGAGGAAGAGAAGAGAAAGAAAGGAGAGGAGGAGAUGGUUAAAGCCGAGAGGGCCAGAAGGGAGAACGAGGAGAAGAUGGAGCAGGUCAUGAUCAGGAGGAAAGAGGAGGCUCAAAAACCAAAACCAGAAGUGGAGAAAAGGAAAGAAGUGAAAGUUUCCUACACGUCUAAGGUUUUCCUUCACCAGGAGCCAAAACACAGCCACACCAAUGGAGACGCAGCCGGUGAGGAGGUGGUUUCACACAUUGUCAACAAGACAAAAAGAUCCACCAGCAGAACCACAGACCCAGAGGAGGCGGAGGCCAUCCUAGAGACGGAGCAGCGGCUGGAGAAGAUCAGACGAGGCCUUCAGGUGAAGGAGAGCCAAGAACUGGAGCAGCUGAAACACCGGCAGGCUGAGGCCGAGCAGGAGCUGGAAGUGCUGAAGAGAAGGAGGGAGGACAGACGCCGGCUUCGGGAGGAAGAGGAGCGCCGACGGGAGGAGGAGGAGCAGCAGAGGCUUGCCAAAGAGGAGGAGGAGAGGAGACGGAUGAAGGAGGACAUCGAGAGGAGGAGGAUGGAGGCAGCAGAGAGAAUGAAGAGCCUGAGCACAUCUAGUGUGGACGGUGAUGAGAUGUUCAGUCCCUUCAGUCCCAAAACUCCCACACACAAGAUCACACAGAGAACGGAGUCCUUGAACCGCUCGCUGAAGAAAAGUAACAGCUUCAAGAAGACACAACCUCUCGUCCUCCUGUCCAAGAUUGACGACAAGCUGGAGCAGUAUGCCCAUGCUGUGGAGAACUCACAGGAGUCUCGGGCAGUGAAGGCAUCACUGACAGACCUGCCCAGCUCCCCUGAGGUUGUCUCCUCCAAGAAGAACCUGUUUGAAGCCGGAGAAGCCUGGAGCCAGAGUCCCAUCAAGGGAGCAACCAACAAGGAUACUGAUGGUAUAAAAGUGGGCGUGGCCAGCCUGAUCACCCAGUGGGUAAAAGGCCCCUCAGACGGCGGGAGACAGUCGCCGGGCAGACCUGCAGAUGUGAGACCUGGAGAUGUGAUGCAGAAGAAGAACAUGUGGGAGAUCAUCGGAGACUCGUCUGGAAGGCCGGGCCAAAGAGCCAAUAAGGGAUCAGCCGUUGGUAAAAAGUACAAAUUUGUCGUGACUGGUCACGGUAAAUACGAGAAGAUCCCGAUGGACGAUGAUGAUGAUGAGAAUGGGGGGGAAUUCACAAACGGAAAGUCUGAUUUGUGUCAUGGUGAUUACUAAGCAGAUGUCCUCUCUUCAGGUUGUCCUCACACCAUCAGUUGGCUACAUAUGUCCAACAGAAGCAGCUAUUCAAUAGUUACAAUAUUAUAUUAAAUAAUUCAAUAAUAAAACAACGUUCAGUUGGACACACUCAACAGCUCAAAUUCACAAGAUUUCAUCAUGAAAUAUUUGUUUAAUUUCCUCUUUGUUUUUGUAUUUUUCUUCCCAUUCUGUUUCUGUUACAUAUAUAUGUCUGAUUAUGAUCUUUACUUAAACACCGCACCCCUGCCCCCACAGUACAAUGGUUAGGUCAGUGAUUCCUAGUGAUUGAUCUUGUAUGGUGGCAUGGAGGGACAUUCAAAAAGCUUCUGAAUAACAGAAAAAUAUUCAAAUCCUGAAGAAGAAUCUGAAAACAAUUGGGCUUUGAGUAAACAUUGAACGUUUUACAUAAUGAUAAGUCAUUUUUUUGGUCAUCAUUUGGCUUACUGUGCAGCCAUGUACCAAAAAGUGGAAGAUUUGGUGUGUGUUGCACAAUAACAUCUAUCAUAUAUACACCUGAUCUGUACAAUCAUACUGCUCUGUCUAUGUUUUAGUUCAACUCACUGGUUCCUUACGCUCUCUAUCUCUUCACUACAGUAGGUGUUUUUCUCUUUUAAUGUUCAUUUACUGAAAUAUCUGCUUGUAUGUGUUUUGUAACCAAAUUUCUAUGAAUAAAUUAAAAUAGUUUUCUACUAUA
This is a messenger RNA of Solea senegalensis (Senegalese sole), 2794 nucleotides long. RefSeq names its product lymphocyte specific protein 1 a (gene lsp1a). Gene Ontology annotation, molecular function: actin binding; calmodulin binding; myosin binding. Bases 379 to 2079 code for a protein of 566 amino acids. Gene Ontology annotation, biological process: muscle contraction. NCBI's taxonomy places the organism in Eukaryota, Metazoa, Chordata, Actinopteri, Pleuronectiformes, Soleidae. The record is from RefSeq and is a predicted model, not a curated record. The transcript is spliced from 13 exons.